Molecule: messenger RNA, 881 nt
Organism: Benincasa hispida (wax gourd)
Lineage: Eukaryota; Viridiplantae; Streptophyta; Magnoliopsida; Cucurbitales; Cucurbitaceae
Gene: XND1
Product: xylem NAC domain 1
Biological process (GO): system development; regulation of DNA-templated transcription
Molecular function (GO): DNA binding
Source: RefSeq, a predicted model, not a curated record
UUAGACCAAACUCCUUCCUCUCUUCUUUCAAAUUAAAUUUCCAUGGCUGCACCCGAUACCGGCCAUAACUUCAACCUCCCUCCCGGAUUCCGAUUCUAUCCGACCGACGAAGAACUCGUCGUCCAUUUCCUCCACCGUAAGGCCGCCUUGCUACCCUGCCAUCCCGACGUCAUUCCCGACCUCAAUCGCUUCACCUACGAUCCCUGGAAUCUAGACGGGAAGGCGUUGGGAGAGGGAAACCGUUGGUAUUUCUACAGUAGAAAAAUUGAUGUUCGAGUUACUGAUAAUGGAUAUUGGAAUCCAUUGGGAAGAGAUGACCCUGUUCUGUCCACCGCCACCUCCGAAGUAGUCGGAAUGAAGAAAUAUUUUCUCUUUCACGUUCAAGACGCCGCCGCCGGACCUCUCAAAACUAACUGGAUAAUGCAUGAGUAUCGUCUUGCCGACGCUGCCGCCGCCGCCGCCUCCUCUUCUUCAUCUAGACGCCGAGGACGUCCUAAAAGAGAUUAUAGCAAAUGGGUAUUGUGCAGAGUUUACGAAAGAGAUGAAGAGAAGGAAGAAGAAGAAGAUGGGGCAGAGCUAUCAUGUUUGGAUGAAGUUUUUUUAACGUUGGACGAUCUUGAUGAAAUUAGCUUACCCAAUUGCAUCCAAUGAAGAAGAAAAUUAAUUAAUUAAUUAGAAAUGCCUCCCAAACACAAUCUUACCACGUGGUCUAUUGUACUUAUUAUUACAUCAUCCUCCACCCAACUUUCUCUAAAUUACCAAUCCAACCCAACCCAGUUCUUUAAUAUAUUUUCCACUUUUUUUUUUUUUUUAAAUCUCUUUUAUGUUCCUUUUAUUAAUUAGUUCUAUAUAUUAAAAAAAAAAUUCCAAUUUUACAUUUC